CAGGGACACGCUUACCCCUUCCUGAGGCUUCCUCCUCUUCGACUCCCGUUCGGCAUACCACAUACGUGGUCCCACGCACGCACCAGUACCCCCGACAGGCCUUCCAUGGAGAGCAACAAGGACGAGGCGCUCCGCUGUCUCGCCAUCGCGCAGCGGUACAGGGACUCGGGCAACUUCAGCGCCGCGCGGAAAUUCUGCCAGAAAUCAAACAGCCUGUUCGCCACGCCCGAGGCAGCCGGGCUCCUCGACUCGAUAGAGCGUGCUUCUGCUGCUGCUGACUCGUCGACCUCGAACGGCUCUGCGACGCCUGAGCCGUCCACGUCGUCUUCGUCUGCGUCUUCUCGGUCGCAGCCGGCGGGCUCGUCCUCGGCCACGGAGACGCAUCCGUCGGCGGGCGGGGCGAAGCACCGGCAUGCGCCUUCGUCGUCGUCGGCGACGACAAAUGGGACCGCGGGCGGUAUGGGUGGGGAGAAGCGGGAGUAUACGGCGGAGCAGGUCGCGGUUGUGAAGCGUGUGCGCGGGUGCAAGGUCACGGAGUACUACGAGAUUCUGGGUGUGAAGAAGGAGUGCGAGGAGGCGGAGAUCAAGAAGGCGUAUAGGAAGCUUGCGCUGGCUCUUCAUCCGGAUAAGAACGGGGCACCAGGGGCGGACGAGGCGUUCAAACUGGUUUCCAAAGCCUUCCAGGUUCUCUCAGAUCCUCAAAAACGCACCGCAUUCGACCAGCACGGCUCCGAUCCAGAAUCACGGUUCAGCGGCAUGUCGCCGCGCGGGUUCUCCAGCGGUGCGAGCCCAUUCGGCGGUGGCGGCGGCUCUUUCGAGGGCGAGAUCAGCCCCGAGGAUCUGUUCAACAUGUUUUUCGGCGGGGGCGGCGGUGGAUUUGGAGGUGGCGGAUUCGGCGGGGGCGGGUUCGGAGGGCCCGUCUUCAGCGCAUCUUUCGGCCCUGGCGGCUUCCGCACCACGCGUGUGCGCACAGGCGGCGCCGCGCGGGGUGCACCCCAGGGAGGCGGAGGCGGAGGAGCGCAAGAGGGCAACGCGCGUUCGCUGUUCAUGCAGCUCCUCCCGCUCAUCAUCCUCUUCUCGUUCUCGCUCCUCAGCGCGCUGCCCUCGCUCUUCAACACGUCCACGCCCGAGCCGAAGUUCUCGUGGACGCCGAACACGAAGUACAACGUCGAGCGGAGCACGCCCAACCUCGGCGUCAAGUACCACGUCAACGGGCCCGAGUUCCACAACCACCCGCACAUCGCGGCGGACCUCGCCGCGCAGGAGACUGGCACGCGUCAGAAACGCGGCAAGACGGCGCUGGGCAAGUUCGAGGACAAGGUGGAGGCGUACUACACGAACGACCAAUACGACCGGUGCCAGCGCGGGCUGCAGCGGCGCGAGCAGCGCAAGGAGCAGGAGAUCGGGUUCUUGGGGUUCAAUACCGACUGGGACAAGGUGCGCGAGAUCGAGGCGGAGAAGAUCGAGAGCUGCGAGGAGCUCAAGAGGCUUGGAAUAAUAUCGUCAUGACAUGACACGUAGGGUGUUUUAUAUACUUCAUGUUUGUUGCUGAUGCUGGCGUGUACACACAUUUUGUUUGCCUCUCAUCUUUACACCGCUGUUCCUCUCGAGUUCUCGUGCUGGGGGCUUGGGAGAGGAGACGUUUUUUGGACAUCGAUUAUGCGUUAUUGUCUAUUAAUUACUGACCUACUGGAUUGAUACGCGGCUUCCUACAUUUUCCACAAUCAUCAAUUAUCCUCA
Molecule: messenger RNA, 1740 nt
Organism: Coniophora puteana RWD-64-598 SS2
Lineage: Eukaryota; Fungi; Basidiomycota; Agaricomycetes; Boletales; Coniophoraceae
Product: DnaJ-domain-containing protein
Exons: 4
Coding region: 106-1509 (467 amino acids)
Biological process (GO): cellular response to misfolded protein
Cellular component (GO): endoplasmic reticulum membrane
Molecular function (GO): Hsp70 protein binding
Source: RefSeq, a predicted model, not a curated record